Molecule: messenger RNA, 3036 nt
Organism: Eleginops maclovinus (Patagonian blennie)
Lineage: Eukaryota; Metazoa; Chordata; Actinopteri; Perciformes; Eleginopidae
Product: ribonuclease inhibitor-like
Exons: 4
Coding region: 2190-2468 (92 amino acids)
Biological process (GO): intracellular signal transduction
Molecular function (GO): protein binding
Source: RefSeq, a predicted model, not a curated record
AGUCGAGGUACGUACCGAACCGUGACCUAGAAAUCGAGGUACGUACCGAACCGUGACCUAGAAACCGAGGUACGUACUGAACCGUGACCUAAAAAUCGAGGUACGUACCGAACCGUGACCUAGAAAUCGAGGUACGUACCGAACCGUGACCUAAAAAUCGAGGUACAUACUGAACCUGUGACCUAAAAACCGAGGUACAUACUGAACCGUGACCUAAAAACCGAGGUACGUACCGAACCGUGACCUAAAAACCGAGGUACAUACUGAACCUGUGACCUAAAAACCGAGGUACAUACUGAACCGUGACCUAAAAACCGAGGUACAUACUGAACCUGUGACCUAAAAACCGAGGUACAUACUGAACCGUGACCUAAAAACCGAGGUACGUACCGAACCGUGACCUAGAAACCGAGGUACGUACCGAACCGUGACCUAGAAGUCGAGGUACGUACCGAACCGUGACCUAGAAAUCGAGGUACGUACCGAACCGUGACCUAGAAACCGAGGUGCGUACCGAGCCGUGACCUAGAAAUCGAGGUACGUACUGAACCUGUGACCUAAAAACCGAGGUACGUACCGAACCGUGACCUAGAAACCGAGGUGCGUACCGAGCCGUGACCUAAAAACCGAGGCACGUACCGAACCGUGACCUAGACGUCGAGGUACGUACCGAACCGUGACCUAGAAACCGAGGUACGUACCGAACCGUGACCUAGAAAUCGAGGUACGUACCGAACCGUGACCUAGAAACCGAGGUACGUACCGAACCGUGACCUAGAAACCGAGGUACGUACUGAACCUGUGACCUAAAAACCGAGGUACGUACCGAACCGUGACCUAGAAACCGAGGUACGUACCGAACCGUGACCUAGAAAUCGAGGUACGUACCGAACCGUGACCUAGAAAUCGAGGUACGUACCGAACCGUGACCUAGAAACCGAGGUACGUACCGAACCGUGACCUAGAAACCGAGGCACGUACCGAACCGUGACCUAGACGUCGAGGUACGUACCGAACCGUGACCUAGAAACCGAGGUACGUACCGAACCGUGACCUAGAAAUCGAGGUACGUACCGAACCGUGACCUAGAAACCGAGGUACGUACCGAACCGUGACCUAAAAACCGAGGUACGUACUGAACCUGUGACCUAAAAACCGAGGUACGUACCGAACCGUGACCUAAAAACAGAGGUACGUACCGAACCGUGACCUAAAAACCGAGGUACAUACUGAACCGUGACCUAAAAACCGAGGUACAUACUGAACCGUGACCUAAAAACCGAGGUACAUACUGAACCUGUGACCUAAAAACCGAGGUACGUACCGAACCGUGACCUAAAAACAGAGGUACGUACCGAACCGUGACCUAAAAACCGAGGUACGUACCGAACCGUGACCUAAAAACCGAGGUACGUACUGAACCGUGACCUAAAAACAGAGGUACAUACUGAACCUGUGACCUAAUAACCGAGGUACAUACCGAACCGUGACCUAAAAACCGAGGUACAUACUGAACCUGUGACCUAAAAACAGAGGUACGUACUGAACCUGUGACCUAAAAACCGAGGUACAUACUGAACCGUGACCUAAAAACCGAGGUACAUACUGAACCGUGACCUAAAAACAGAGGUACGUACCGAACCGAAAUGUUUGUGAACCGUUACUCCCCUAGCAACAACAAAAACCAUACUCUGCAUAAUUCACUCUGAUCCUUUACCUCCUGACACUCGGCUUAUUUUCUCCUUCAUGUUUUUAAAUGAAAGAUAUAGUAACCGGUUAAUACAGCUCAUAAACAUUGAUCUUUAAUAUACAAUUCACUUAAUUUAUGAACAUAACGCAUUUACAUUCAUAAACCUGGGAAGUGCUUUUGUUAAUAUUUCUUUAUUUCAUUAUACUAAGACGACUGUUUCUUAAAGAAUGGGAUGUCUUCUGCUAGUUUUGUUUUUAAUCUUAUUAAAGGUCACUUCUUAAAUAAAAUCCCCUGAACUAAUAAUGGUUUAACAUCGAUCAAGUUUAUUUUCUAGAGUAAAAAUAUUAAACUGGUUCCCAUUCAUUUCAUGUUUUCAAAGAUAAUGAAACAGAAGGCAGAUAUUAUGAUGAUACACAAUAAAGAACAACAGAGCAGUCAUGUUGAGCUACACAUUUCAAACCUGAACAUCUGAUUGGAUUAGAAAUGGAUUUUUCUCAUCAUGUGUUCUUUAUUCAGACUGAGGUACUGCAGUCUGACAGAGAUCAGCUGUGCUGCUCUGGCCUCAGCUCUGAAGUCCAACCCCUCCCAUCUGAGAGAGCUGGACCUGAGUUACAACAAUCUGCAGGAUUCAGGAGUGGAGCUGCUGAGAGAUCUUCUGGAGAGUCCACUCUGCAGACUGCAGACUCUCAGGAUCAAUAGGGAGACGAUCACAGCCAAGAUCCAGAAGAACUGGGACUCUGAUGUGGAACAGGAAGUGGAGACAGACAGAAAGGUCUGAGAGGGUUACCUGCUGACCCGUGUCCAUCUCAACCAGUGUCUGCAGGCAUCCCAUAAUCCUGCGUUUGGGUGUUUCCUGCAUUAGGGUGGGAUAACGUUCUCCGUGUGAUCAAAGCUCUGGGUUCUCUGGGUUCUCUUGGAAACGCCCUCCGACGACAAAGUCAGAAGAAGGAAUAUUUUUCACCUCUUGAUGUUUUUCACUCCGGGUUAGGGUUCGGGCUCCAUGUCCAAUCAAAAGCUUCCAUUGGUUUAAAACCAGCUCUGCCUGGUGUCUUUGAAAUGGUGCUGAUAAAGGAUGCAAUAACAGUUUAUGUGCAAUAUAUGAACAGAAAUAUGACAUCAUUAAUAACUGCAAUAUUUAUCUGGCUCCAUAUCUCACUACAGGAUGUGUAUUUUGUAAACUGUGUGUUUUUCUUUAUCUUAAUAUUUUUUAAUGCAUAUUCUCUUUUGUAAAUCUGUCUUUGGCUCUGUUGUUGCUGUAGCACAUUUAAUUGUCCCCUCUGUGGGACCAAUAAAGGGAUUCUGAUUCUGAUUUGAAAUGAAUAAUAAAUAAAUAUCAAUCGAAAACA